Raphanus sativus (radish) is the source of this 2531-nucleotide messenger RNA. RefSeq names its product cation/H(+) antiporter 8-like. Gene Ontology annotation, biological process: regulation of pH; proton transmembrane transport. Gene Ontology annotation, cellular component: endomembrane system; membrane. The coding region runs from base 75 to 2531 and encodes 818 amino acids. Lineage: Eukaryota; Viridiplantae; Streptophyta; Magnoliopsida; Brassicales; Brassicaceae. Gene Ontology annotation, molecular function: antiporter activity. The transcript is spliced from 3 exons. The record is from RefSeq and is a predicted model, not a curated record.
UAUGUGGAUUUUUUUUACUCUCAAAAGGAACGCAACUUUUAACAAGUUUUCUCACAAAAUUUAAAGCCUUGGAAAUGGGGACUGAUAUAACGAUUACAGGACCGGAGAUGCCUCCAGAGUUGGUGCGUGAAUCGAUGUUUUUAAACGAUCUGACUUGGUAUGGUGAAGCAAAAAGAUAUGAUGGUAAAGUAUGCGAGAUACAUCCAGCUAAGUUGUAUUCAAGUGGCAUUUGGGAGAGAUUGAUCUUGAACGUUGAAGGUCUUCAGGUUUGGCACUAUCGUCUUCCCAAUCUCGAGAUUGUCAUCUUGCUAGUUUUCGUCCUUUGGCAAGUCUUUGCUAUUUUGUUCAAGAAAUUAGGUCUUGCGAUUCCAAAGUUCGCCUCUAUGAUGCUUGCAGGGCUACUCUUGAACGUUCUACUUACUGUUUCGGGAGACAAAUCUACCGUUCACGAUCUCUUCUUCCACAAACACAGAAUUGACAUUCCAGGAUGCCUUGGAUCAUUUGGUUUCAUGAUUUUCUGGUUCCUGAAUGGUGUGAAAAUGGAUGUCAAGAGAAUCUUCAAGGCUGAAACACACGCAAGAUUCACUGGCCUUGCAGCGGCUACUCUGCCUAUAACGGCUGGCUUGUUUAUUUACAAAUUUAAAUCAGUUAAGAGUAAACCGCUCAAUACCGACGAGUUUAAUACAAUAUUGCUAAUGGAGAGCCUCACGUCCUUCUCGGAAAUCGCAAGACUCUUGAUUGACCUGGGAAUGAAAAACUCCUCUGUUGGCCAGGUCGCUUUAUCUGCAGCUGUAGUCUCUAAUAUGGUUGGACUAUUGCUCUUCUUGCUAAUGGUUCCUCUUAGUAUGCCGUCAUUGGUUACAGGCGUGUUACUACUUGUACAGAUGCUCUUCUUUAUCGUCAUCGUCUUUGCUGUUGUGAGGCCAAUACUAUUUAGAGUAAUCAAACGGAAACGAGAAGGGAUGCCUAUCGAUGACAAAUACAUCUAUUGGAUCCUAGUCUUGGUUUGUUUCUCGUGUAUGUAUUGGAACGAUAUUGGUCAGUUUCCUGCACUUGGUGCUUUCUUUCUCGGUGUCGCCAUUCCUAGUGGACCUCCUAUUGGUUCUGCGUUGGUCGAACGAUUAGAGAGCUUCAACUUUGGUCUUAUAUUGCCUCUCUUCAUGACAGCUUGUGUUCUCAGGGUUGAUAUCAUAGUUUGGAAAGACAUGUUAACAUUCAAUAUCAGCACUGACAAGAAACUCGCUGUUGUGUCUCUCGUCUUGCUCAUCUUCUUGUUGAAGCUUUUGGUCUCAAUGGUCGUACCUUGCCUCUUUAAAAUGCCGUUGAAAGAGUCCAUCGUUCUUUCCCUUAUCAUGUCCCAUAAAGGGAUAGUAGAAAUAAGUUUCUAUGCUUUCACUUUUGGCCUCGACUAUAUGGACAGAGAUACCUUCUCGAUCCUUGUUUUAUCCAUUCUCCUAAACUCGUUGUUCCUACCGGUGGGGAUCAGAUUCCUCUAUGACCCAACAAAGCAAUUCAUGUGCUACCAAAAGAGAAGUUUAGAAACUAUGAAGAUAAAUGGAGCCCUAAAGGCUCUUGUGUGUAUCCAUAGACCAGACCACAUAUCUUCCAUGAUCAACCUUCUAGAAGCUUCUUAUCAAUCACAGGAGGAGACCCCUCUUACUUGCUACGUACUUCACCUCGUCGAGCUACAAGGUCAAGACGUUCCCACUUUGAUCUCACACGAAGUCCAGAAACUCGGAGUCGGGACGUUAUCAGAAUCUUCGGAGAAUGUCAUCCUCUCUUUCGAACAUUUCAACCGUUACGUGUGCAGUUCCAUUUCCAUAGAAACAUUCACAUGCAAGGCAGAAUCGAACCACAUGCAAGAUGAUAUCUGUUGGCUAGCUCUCGAUAAAGCUGUCACGCUUAUCAUUCUUCCUUUCCACCGGACAUGGUGUCUCGACCGAACAUCCGUCGUGUCCGACAGUGAAACGAUCCGGUUUAUCAAUUACAAAGUCUUGAAACAAGCCCCUUGCUCUGUCGGUAUCCUUAUUGAACGUCAACUUGUUAACAAGAAGCAAGAAUCUCAACAAAACCUUAAGGUGUGUGUGAUAUUUGUGGGAGGAAAAGACGACAUGGAAGCAUUGGCCUUUGCAAAGCGAAUGGCACGUCAAGAGAACGUAACGUUAACAGUUUUAUGCCUUGUUGCAGCCGGAAAGAGCAAAGGAUGGGAUCAGAUGCUCGACACAGGGGAACUGAGAGAGUUGAUACUCGAUCCAGGAAACACAAAAGAAGAUUCCGCAAUUUACUUGGAAGAGAAGAUUUUAGAUGGAGUAGCUACAUCAAUGCUACUACGCUCUAUGGCAUCUGAUUACGACCUUUUCAUAGUAGGCAGAACCUGCGGUGAGAACCACGCUGCGACUAGAGGGAUAGAGAGUUGGUGUGAAUUUGAGGAGCUUGGAGUCAUUGGUGAUUUCUUGGCUUCACCCGAUUUCCCGAGCAAAACAUCAGUCUUAGUAGUUCAACAACAACGAACCAUAGCCAAUAAUCAUUGA